CAGCAUAUGGUACCAAGUUUCAUGCCCCACGAAAAUUCGCAUUCAUUCACAAUGCUUUUCUUCACUGUCUUUGUUCUCUGCCUUUCUCUUGCAUUCAUGAUCAAAUGGUAUUCCAAUGCAGUAACCUCCAAAAACUCACCCCCUUCACCUCCAAGGUUACCUCUGCUGGGUAAUCUGCACCAACUUGGUUUGUUCCCACACCGCACACUCCAAACAUUGGCUAAAAAAUAUGGCCCUCUAAUGCUGCUUCAUUUCGGGAAGGUGCCAGUACUUGUGGUCUCAUCUGCUGAUGCAGCACGUGAGGUGAUGAGAACUCAUGACCUUGUCUUCUCAGACAGGCCACAACGUAAGAUAAAUGAUAUCCUCUUGUACGGUUCCAAAGACCUUGCAAGUUCUAAGUACGGAGAAUACUGGAGGCAAAUAAGGAGUUUGAGUGUGUCGCACCUUCUUAGCACCAAAAGGGUUCAAUCCUUUCGAGGUGUGAGAGAGGAGGAAACUGCUAGAAUGAUGGAUAACAUUAGGGAGUGUUGUAGUGAUUCAUUGCAUGUGAAUUUGACUGAUAUGUGUGCUGCAAUUACGAAUGAUGUAGCGUGUAGAGUGGCUUUGGGUAAAAGAUACCGUGGGGGAGGAGAAAGGGAGUUUCAGAGUUUGUUGUUGGAGUUUGGGGAGUUGUUGGGUGCUGUGUCUAUAGGGGACUAUGUGCCUUGGCUUGAUUGGCUGAUGAGCAAGGUCAGUGGUUUGUUUGAUAGAGCACAAGAAGUGGCCAAACAUUUGGACCAGUUUAUAGAUGAAGUGAUUGAGGAUCAUGUUAGGAAUGGAAGAAAUGGGGAUGUUGAUGUUGAUAGUAAGCAGCAGAAUGAUUUUGUGGACGUUUUGCUUUCCAUGGAAAAGAAUAACACUACUGGCUCCCCCAUUGAUAGAACUGUAAUAAAGGCUUUGAUACUGGACAUGUUUGUUGCGGGUACUGACACAACACACACGGCCUUGGAGUGGACAAUGUCAGAGCUGUUAAAGCACCCAAUGGUUAUGCAUAAAUUGCAAGACGAGGUGAGAAGUGUGGUUGGUAACAGGACUCAUGUAACUGAGGAUGAUUUGGGCCAAAUGAACUACUUGAAAGCUGUGAUCAAAGAAAGUCUUCGUCUUCAUCCUCCACUUCCAUUAAUAGUCCCUAGGAAAUGCAUGGAAGAUAUCAAAGUGAAGGGCUAUGACAUUGCAGCUGGCACUCAGGUAUUAGUGAAUGCUUGGGUAAUUGCAAGAGACCCUUCAUCUUGGAACCAACCUCUAGAGUUUAAACCAGAAAGGUUCCUCAGCAGUUCAGUAGACUUCAAAGGACAUGAUUUUGAGCUUAUUCCGUUUGGUGCUGGAAGAAGAGGUUGUCCCGGAAUAACGUUUGCCACAAAUAUAAUUGAGGUGGUAUUAGCAAACCUUGUUCACCAAUUUGAUUGGUCAUUGCCUGGUGGGGCUGCAGGGGAGGACUUGGACAUGUCUGAAACAGCUGGCCUUGCUGUUCAUAGAAAAUCUCCUCUACUUGCAGUAGCAACUGCAUAUCAGAGAAAUUGAUAUGCAAUGACCAGAAGAAGAAGUUAUGAUAAAAAAAAUAAAAAUUUCACAUAUUGUGACACAUCACAUAUGCCUCUUCUAUGUUGUAUGUGCAAGUUUUAAACUACUAAUGAAAUUUGGUUCAAGGGGAGUCUGAAAAGUAUAUUCUUCAUAGUUGUUAGUUUUUUAAUUUAAUUUUAUUUUAUCUUCCAUAGAUGAAGCAAUUGAGGAGCACAUUAGUCGUUGGUUGAGGAAUAGCAGCGAUGGGGAAAUUUAUGCAGAAAGUGAGGACCAGAAUGAUUUUGUGGUCAGUUUGCCUUCAAUGGAAAAAGUGUGGGAGAAUUGAUUAGACAAGCAGAAAGACUGAAUAUAUAUAUUGAGGUUUUUAAGUGGGGAAUUGUAUAGUUGAUGUAUCUCAUUAUUCUGAGAUAGAAAUUAUAUAUCAAUUACAAGAAAUAAA
Messenger RNA from Glycine soja, 1999 nucleotides. Its product is annotated as cytochrome P450 71A24-like. Gene Ontology annotation, molecular function: oxidoreductase activity, acting on paired donors, with incorporation or reduction of molecular oxygen; iron ion binding; heme binding. The transcript is spliced from 2 exons. The record is from RefSeq and is a predicted model, not a curated record. Lineage: Eukaryota; Viridiplantae; Streptophyta; Magnoliopsida; Fabales; Fabaceae. Bases 7 to 1560 code for a protein of 517 amino acids.